AUGGUACAGCGGUACACGAAGCUAGAACCGGCCCUCAACUCUCUGGGCCAUGAAGUUCUUGACGAUUUUGAGGGGGUCACCAAGACUCUACAGCGCUCUACCCAGACACUCUCUGGGGUUCGUCGACUUUUCGACCUGGUGUGUCAACGGUACCCCCAGCUGAAGCCUCGCCUGUCCCCAACGGCUACCAUCGUCAACUACGUGGCGCUGGAGACAGGGUUGGUCAAACUUCAGAGGAAGGGGCAGCUCUCUGCUGGAGAGCGCGUUGCAUGCGCUGAUUUCCGGCGCACUGGUCGAGACGUGACGGAGGAGAUGUCUUCAACGCAGGCUGCACAGCUGUCGCUUGUUCAACAGGCCUUUAAGAAACGCAAAGUCUCGAAGCGCUCCUUGUAUGACGACGUGGCGUUCAUACCGCCCACCUCGAACGAGUGUGAAAGGUUCUUUUCGUCGGUGAAGCUCGUGUACCCCGACCUCCGGAGUGCUUCUAAGCUUGAGGUACUAAUGUUUCUUAUGUACAACCGCGAUUUGUGGGAUGUGUACACAGUUGAGUCGGUUAGACUGUAA
This is a messenger RNA of Phytophthora nicotianae INRA-310, 564 nucleotides long. RefSeq lists its product as hypothetical. Lineage: Eukaryota; Oomycota; Peronosporomycetes; Peronosporales; Peronosporaceae. Bases 1 to 564 code for a protein of 187 amino acids. The record is from RefSeq and is a predicted model, not a curated record. The transcript is spliced from 2 exons.